ACAUCAGCAAACAACAUCCAGGGAAACCCAGGAGAUAAAGUAAGGACCAACCUCGUCCAUCGGUCUCUGCUCCACAACCUCCUGCCACUGAGGCUUCCUCCCACUGCUGUCAAGAAACCAAACCGUGUCACCAUGAAAGUGGCCCUUGUUUUCGUUCUGCUCUUCGCCACAGUCCUCUGCCGGCCGGCGAGAAAAGUGUCUGUCAGCAGUUCAGAGAGCUCUGAGGAAGUGAAUAGAGCCCCAGCAGCUCCACCCCUCAGCCAAAAGGCAGCAGAGGUCCCUCAGUAUCGUGAAGCACCUGCAGAGAAUGCCGCAGUAGGCUCAGACGAGAGCACAGAAGGAUCAGAUGAGGACGAGCAGGCGGCCUCUGAGGAUGUCACAGACCCAACUUCAUUCCCAGAAUCGGCCUCUGACAACCAGGACAGUGAAGAUAGCGAUGAUGAUGAUGUCGAUGAUGAUGAUGACGAUGCAGAGGAGAGUGAAACCGAGGACGACGACACCAGUGAAAGCUCAGAGUCGGGCGAGUCCUCGACCCCGGCUCCCGCCACGGUGGAACCUGUGACUGUCACAGACGAGUCGCUGUCCGAAUUCACUGACGAGCCCAUCCUGCCUACCAUCGUCACCGACACGGACGCCGCCCGCGGUGACAGCUUGGGAGCCUACCCCGGCGACCACAAGUCCAUCGUUUACGUGGAGGACAAAUCCUACCACAAGGUCCCUUCUCCCUACAAGUCCUACGAGUUCAUGGGCAAAGGAAAGAAGAUGGCGUACGACAUGACGGAGGGCAAUGAGGUGGACAAUUCACUGAAGGUGUUCAAGGUUCUUCAUGUGCACAAUGACCUCCUGGAGGAAGACACCAGCACCCCUGAGGUGGAGAGCCAGAGUCUCGACGCCUCUCAGGACCAGGAGAUCAGCCCCCGUCAGGCGUCCAUCCCGGAAGAGGAGGACAGCACCGGUAACGCCGGCCCAGGCGAGAGCGAGAGCUCCAGCACUCCGGAGGAUGAGGAGGAGGAGGAGAAGCAGAAUGAAAGCACCAGCCAGGAGUCAGAGGCCGAGAACAGCCAGAGCAACGAGGAGACCGCGGACAGCGAAUCAGAUGAGAGCGCCGGGAGUGAUUCAGAUGAGGAUGGGGCGGGACUUGACACCACCACUGACCUGCCGGCCGUCCUCACAGCCAAAUAAGUUAGAUGGUAUUUGCUUGAAAUGGGAGUGGGCGGUGGUCUGAUAAAGGGCACAAGCUGCUCCCAGGUGCAACUCCCUCUCCCCCGGGUGAGGGGGACAGACAGGGACCACCAGACCUAAUUAUUUUUGAUAUAUUUGUUCACACAACAUUUCUUUUAUUAUUUGUGCAUCUUUGUGGGAAAGGAAAAAUGCUUUUCCUUCUGGGCUGUAUUUAAAUAAACCAAUAACUUCUGGUGUCCCUGGUAAAUCCCAUAUUUGAGUGGUUGGAUGUUGAAACUGACGACUGCAACGUGGAGGUUGACCGACCUCAUGACCUUUGUCCCUGCCUCUCUCCCCUCUGGUACUGUAGGGUUAAAGGUCAAUACUGGAAAAGAACUAAAGAAGAACAAAACGUCUAGUCCUGAUAUCUACACUAGCACAUCACAGCAUUUAAUCAUUACCUAAUAACUGCAACAUGCAAACCUACAUUGUUUUUGUCCUAAUAAGACAAGAGCUAAAUGUAACAUCUAUUUAAAUACUUGUAAACAUUUCAAGCAUAUAGAUAUUUCAUUUCAACAUGCCAUACAUUUGCAGCCUGUGUGGCCUAGCUUUGUUGCUUGUUAUAGUAUUCAUUCUGCUGGUAUAGAUAAAAAGGAUGUAAACAGAGAGAGAGAGAAACACCUAAUCAAUCACUGGGUGCAGUCAGGUAUAGAUGCAACACACAAAUACACACAAACACACAUCCUGUUCAUUUGCACAGUUACCUUCCUACACUACAUGUUGUUUGUCCCAUGUUGUUAUAUAUAUACUAUAAUGAAGUAUCGUAUUGGACCGUUUCUAAAAUAUGAAUAAAGUUC
Molecule: messenger RNA, 2018 nt
Organism: Pungitius pungitius (ninespine stickleback)
Lineage: Eukaryota; Metazoa; Chordata; Actinopteri; Perciformes; Gasterosteidae
Gene: spp1
Product: secreted phosphoprotein 1
Exons: 8
Coding region: 133-1182 (349 amino acids)
Biological process (GO): ossification; cell adhesion
Source: RefSeq, a predicted model, not a curated record